GGCUGGAUUGAAGCCUCCAGCGUGUUUGGAGUUAAUUCCCAUUAGGUUGGACUCCGCCCCUUUCUCCCAAAGGUAAAGCAGGGUUUUCAAGCAACCCUGCAAAGAGCAGCUGGGAUUCCCAUCCCCUUCUGACAAGCUGUAAGGAGAAGUUGUUUCUCAGAUCUGAGUUUGAAGAGAGGAAACAAGUCAAUCAGCCUUCGUGGCCAGAAGCCUAGAGACCACAGAACUCUAAAUCAGGUGGAAGGAAGGAAUGAUGGAAAAAGUGCUGGAAAGCAGAAGCCCAUAAGGACCCAAAUGGUCCUCGAGAGAAUAAUUUUAUCCAAAAGCAAGAGCCAAGUGACAUAUAAAUGAGCCACAGGACUGGCCAGCCAGAUGAAAAAUAGACUGAUGGAGCCUACAUGAUAACUUUCUGUAUUUGAUUCUGUGACCCAAAACUAACUCAUCUCCCCAUACCUACAGAGAAACCUGGGACCAUGAGGAGCAGCCUGACACUGGUGGGGACCCUCUGGGCCUUCCUGUCCCUUGUUACUGCUAUGGCCAGUUCUACCAGUUACUUCCUGCCAUACUGGCUCUUUGGAUCCCAGCUGGGGAAGCCAGUGUCAUUCAGCACAUUCCGGAGGUGCAACUACCCUGUGCGGGGAGAGGGGCACAGUCUGAUCAUGGUGGAAGAAUGUGGGCGCUAUGCCAGCUUCAGUGCCAUCCCAAGCCUUGCCUGGCAGAUGUGCACAGUGGUGACAGGUGUUGGCUGUGCUCUCCUGCUCCUGGUGGCCAUGACUGCAGUCCUGGGCUGCUGCAUGGAGGAGCUUAUCUCCAGAAUGAUGGGACGUUGCAUGGGAGCAGCACAGUUCGUGGGAGGGCUGCUGAUAAGCUCAGGCUGUGCAUUAUACCCCUUAGGAUGGAAUAGCCCGGAAGUAAUGCAAACAUGUGGGAAUAUCUCCAAUCAAUUUCAGUUAG
Molecule: messenger RNA, 954 nt
Organism: Myotis davidii
Lineage: Eukaryota; Metazoa; Chordata; Mammalia; Chiroptera; Vespertilionidae
Gene: LHFPL1
Product: lipoma HMGIC fusion partner-like 1
Exons: 3
Cellular component (GO): membrane
Source: RefSeq, a predicted model, not a curated record